Molecule: messenger RNA, 1664 nt
Organism: Helianthus annuus (common sunflower)
Lineage: Eukaryota; Viridiplantae; Streptophyta; Magnoliopsida; Asterales; Asteraceae
Product: protein SUPPRESSOR OF GENE SILENCING 3 homolog
Exons: 5
Coding region: 556-1041 (161 amino acids)
Biological process (GO): defense response to virus; regulatory ncRNA-mediated gene silencing
Molecular function (GO): nucleic acid binding; zinc ion binding
Source: RefSeq, a predicted model, not a curated record
UUUGCGAUUUCGGUUAAGAAGAGAAUGUAUAAUAAAUUCACAUCAUUGCCGUAAAAACUUACUAAAGCAAAACAACAUAACCAAAUGCUAAAAUUACCUAUAUCUAUGAAUUGCCAUAACCAUGAGCAAGUGAAAUCACAAUGCCUCGAUACACCACUAACUUACACAAAUUGCGUAUCCCUUCUUUGCAGCAGUUUCCAAGGUGUAUAUAUGGCAUUUUGAAACCUAGAUCUGCCAUGAAAGAAACAACUUUAGCUUUUCUUAGAUUAACGAUUCUGUGUUGCACAAACUGGUGUACGCCGCUAACAGUGUGACUGGUAAAUUCGUGCAGACUAGGAUUACAAAGAUCCUAAAGAUGUUGACAGGCAACAUCACACGAUGUGGUCUCUGAUUGUUGAGGCUCGACUUUGGUCCUGGCAUCAUGAUCCUUAAAAAAACCAAAAAGAUAGCCGCACCAGCCUGUUCAACUCUCCAAGAUGAAGGCAGAGACAGAGACGAGUUUGAGCGCGACCCUAUUCUGUUUUGCACGGGGGUGAACGCAGGCUUUAUGGUUACAUGGCUACAAAACAAGAUAUGGAUCUCUUUAAUAAGCACUCUCAAGGGAAUACAAAGCUGAAAUUUGAUAUGGUUUCUUACCAAGAAAAAGCUGUGAGUCAGCUAAGGCAGAUGAGUGAAGAUAAUCAACAGUUGCAUUGGUCGUUGCUCAAGAAACAUAAACAAGGUAAAAAACACUUAAAAAGGAUGAAAAGGCUAGCCGAUUCAUCUGCCAAUCCACCAAAUAUGCUACCGCCACCUGUUGCAAGUGAAAUUGUAGUUGGAGAGAUGAAGAAUAAGAAGCAAAGGCUAUUGCAAAACGGAGCAACUGCUGAAACAUUGCUAUCUUGUGAUGUUUGCAAUGUGAUAUGCAACAAUCAAGAAGGAUUUCAGCAGCAUAUCGCUAGCAAAAAGCAUGCUGCAAAGGUAACUUCAAUAAUAUUUUAUUUGGAUUACUGUCUCUAUAUUAUAUAUUUCUUUCUACUAAAAGUAUUUCAUUAUAACUAGUUUAAUACCCGUCCGGUGGACGGGUUACGUUGAUGUAUUACAUUGUUACAACAUGAAUGAACCUAUGAACACAAAGAAAUAAAAUAGUCAAAUUACACAAAUUUAUAUGAACAACGUAAAUUGUAAUGCAAAAUAAGGCCCUCUACUAUUUCAUCCACUGAUAAAAAAUUUUAAACUUUUCCCAUAAAUGAAAAGAACAUAAGCAGAUAUGUACACAUUCAAGUUCAUGAUCAAAUCUCCACAUCAUAAUAUUUGUAAUCUAACCAACAAAAGUAGAAAAACCUGGAAUAAGAAACUCAAAUGGGUCAUCAUGGUCAAACGGAAUGGAAGUCACACGAAAUGUUUUCACAUGCUGAAAACUUAUAAACGAUUUAUUUAAUUUUUGAUAAAUUUUAAAAAUAUAAUAAAAAUUAUUUUGACUGAUCGAACGAACACUACCCGGCCAUCCCGGACCCAUUAAAAAACCCGUUUUGACCCGAACCAUUUGACCCAUACUCAACCCGUCCAUUAAUAGGACUUUUCAAAUAGAGACCAACUCUGUUGCAAACUUAUCAAACAAAAAGUUUUUAGUCUCUAUCACGAGAGAACCCAGCCCGUACCGGAUCGAGCCACAAUCCUCUAUC